AUGACUACAACGACAAGUAAGGUGGAUGUCCACGAAAAUCCGCAUCAGCUUCAGAAACUGCAGAAGCUCGACCCGCAUGAUUGUCUCAUUGUGGUAGCUGCCAAGACUGGCCAGGACGUGCAGCUUUCCAUGGUGCCACGACCGCAAGGUCUUCGGAAUGUUCUAGAACUGAAACUUGAAGCACAUCGUCGAUGGAAUACAAGCGUGUUCGUGAGCUUUCUAUCCAGUGUGGAUCGUAUCGAAAUUAGUAAGACUCGCACCAACGGCCACGAUCAGACAGUGUACUACACAUUGGAUGUUUUUUUGUGCCUUCCUACGUCUCGACUUCCGACGAGCUCGUGUAAUUUGAUACACGCCCCUUCUUCACGCCACAAACAUGUGCGUCGAACCUUCAGUGUGGAACGGCGCUUUGAUGAGUUUGAAGAGCUACGCAAAAACGUGUUAGAAGCUGUGAGUCAAAUCCCUCAAUGUACGUGCCAGUAUUGCUUGGACUUCCUUGUCUAUAUACACUACAAGUAUAAACAACCGCGCAGCAUUAUGAGGCUUACUUCUGGUUUAAAAAAGCGCAGGCGAAUACUCACGCGUUUUAUAAAUGACUUUGUGGCCAUGAGUCAGCGUCAGAUGACAAAGUCAUUUGUAGUAAAAGAGAUCACAGUUUAA
Plasmopara halstedii is the source of this 660-nucleotide messenger RNA. Its product is annotated as Phox homologous domain. NCBI's taxonomy places the organism in Eukaryota, Oomycota, Peronosporomycetes, Peronosporales, Peronosporaceae. The transcript is spliced from 2 exons. Gene Ontology annotation, molecular function: phosphatidylinositol binding. The coding region runs from base 1 to 660 and encodes 219 amino acids. The record is from RefSeq and is a predicted model, not a curated record.